AUGGCCGGAGUCACCGCCACCGGGGUGGUCGGAGUUCCCUCCACCUUCUCCUCUGCCACCGCUCAGAUCGGGGGCUUCCUGUCGAAGAAGCCUUACGCGCCGCCGGCGUGGGCCACACACCUCUCCCCCAUGCCUUCCCACACCUUCUCGCUCGGCCAUCGAGACGAUUUAUCAGGCAUGCAGUUGAGUGGAAACAAGGUCCGGAAGCUGGAGUUCUUGAUGGCAGAUGCUGUGGCACAAGGGGCAGACUGCGUUAUUACUGUUGGUGGUAUACAGAGCAACCACUGCCGUGCCACAGCUGUGGCUGCGAAGUAUCUCAAUCUUGAUUGCUACCUGAUACUACGUACCUCCAAGCUUCUUGUGGAUAAGGACCCUGGUUUGGUUGGCAAUCUCCUUGUCGAGAGACUAGUUGGGGCACACAUUGAUCUUGUGUCAAAAGAAGAGUACGGAAAAAUUGGCAGUGUGGCUUUAGCUGAUCUGCUGAAAAAAAGGCUUCUGGAAGAAGGGAGGAAGCCAUAUGUGAUUCCUGUUGGUGGAUCAAACUCAUUGGGAACUUGGGGAUAUAUUGAGGCAAUAAGGGAGAUCGAGCAGCAAAUUCAGCAAUCUGCUAAUGUUCAGUUUGAUGAUAUCGUUGUUGCAUGUGGCAGUGGUGGAACCAUUGCUGGCCUUGCUUUAGGAUCCAGAUUGAGCAGCUUAAAUACAAAAGUCCAUGCAUUCUCUGUUUGUGAUGAUCCUGAAUACUUCUAUGACUAUGCCCAAGGCCUGAUUGAUGGACUUAAUUCUGGUUUGGAUUCGCAUGAUAUAGUUAGCAUCGAAAAUGCUAAGGGAUUAGGCUACGCCAUGAACACAGCCGAGGAGCUUAAGUUUGUCAAAGACAUAGCUGCAGCAACAGGCAUUGUCCUUGAUCCAGUCUACAGUGGGAAGGCAGUUUAUGGAUUGCUAAAAGACAUGGCUGGCAAUCCAGCCAAGUGGAAAGGGAGAAAAGUUCUGUUUAUCCACACAGGUGGUCUUCUUGGGUUGUAUGAUAAGGCUGACCAGUUGUCAUCUUUGGCUGGGAGCUGGCGCAGAAUGGAUCUUGAAGAUUCUGUUCCACGUAAAGAUGGCACUGGUAAGAUGUUCUGA
Molecule: messenger RNA, 1122 nt
Organism: Miscanthus lutarioriparius
Lineage: Eukaryota; Viridiplantae; Streptophyta; Magnoliopsida; Poales; Poaceae
Source: the annotation of a GenBank genome assembly